UGAAAAUGAAAGUAUAAAUCGAAUAAGUCAUCGGACUAAAGCACUGACUAAGGACUCAUCAGCAUACUGUAGGCUAUCAGUACUGUACACCUGUUGAGACUCUACAAUGACUAAAUACAACCUCCUUUCCUUGUCCCUUGUGAUCAUAGCUCUAGGUGUCACUGAAGCCAUGCGAUUUCCAGGGCUCAAGUUGAUAAAUGACUGCAUAGAAAUGGAAUGUGGUGGACCGAUGAGAUCUUGCUUGAAGAUGAGUCAUAUGGAAUUUACUUCCAAUGCCAAAGGUUGCAUUAUACGUGACUGUAAAAAUGCCUUUAAGCUAUGUAUGAAACAGAUCCCAAACAAUGUGUUUUCAUAUGGCAAAGUGAUGGCAGAAAAAUUUCAACAAUAUGCUGAUUUGGGUCUAGAUGUUUUUUCUGACUCCUACCUACAAUGCUGGAUCAACACAGACAUUCACAACGGGACCCAACUUAGUGACUGUGUUGUCGAUGAACUCCUCAAUCAAAUCGAGCCUUUUGUAACUCUGUUUGGCUCUGCACUGUUCAGUGAUCCAGCCUUUAUGACAUGUGGGAUUGUCCACUCUUUUAAAUCACUCCUGUCGCUCUUCCUACGUAUCCAUAUGGAGACUGAUUACAUGGAGCAACUGGAGGAGAACAAGGAGAUUGAAGCACAGAGAAAUCUCUAUGAAUAUAUUAGGUGUUUUGAAAUGAAUAACUUCAAUGCUGACUGUAACCAUGUUUGGAAUCGUAUUAUGGGUACUCCACCAAUGAGACAACAAACCAAAGACUUCUUUGUUGCUGGAGUCCACGAUCUCAUAUCAGUUACGGCAAAAUGUCGACGGUUCUGAGACGGUCCCCCCACCGACCACCACACACACACACACAUAGCACAUAAACCUCCAGGUCAAAACCAUGCUCCUUUUUACCUCCGCCAAGGAGGUUAUGUUUUCAUCGGGAUUUGCUUGUUUGUUUGUUAGUUUGUCUGUCUGUCUGUCUGUCUGUCUGUCUGUCUGUUUGUUUGUUUGUUUGUUUGUUUGUUCGCAAGAUAACUCAAAAAGUUAUGGAUGGAUUUCGACAACAUUUUCAGAAAAGGUCUGAAUGACCCAAGGAAGAAAUGAUUUUGGGAGUGAUCCGUAUUUACCGUCUGGAUCCAUGUUUUCGCUUGGCGGAGGUCUGUGCUCUGAGUGCUUUUCUAGUUAUGAUAUAGUUUGUACUUUUUUUUUUUCCCCCUUUCUUAGUUCAAGAUGUAAGCUACAGUAUAUCAAGAACAGAAAACAUGUGAGAUGGACAGGAGUUGUUGUGCUUUGUUCUGUUUUCUGUUUGCUGGUUUGUUGUAGUCGGUCCCAUGGGCCAGUGAUGCGAAAUUGCCCUCAGGAUGAUUGGGUCUCCACUCUGUAUAAGGGUACCGCUUCGUCGCGCUUGGGAACUGCAUACUUUGAGACACUUUGCUUCUGAGCCAAUUUUGUCAAAUAAACACUUUA
Sardina pilchardus (European sardine) is the source of this 1477-nucleotide messenger RNA. RefSeq lists its product as uncharacterized. NCBI's taxonomy places the organism in Eukaryota, Metazoa, Chordata, Actinopteri, Clupeiformes, Clupeidae. The record is from RefSeq and is a predicted model, not a curated record. Bases 107 to 844 code for a protein of 245 amino acids. The transcript is spliced from 12 exons.